AAGUGCAGUUUGUUGUUGACAGCGCUGCAGCAUGUCGUGUUUUUAGCGUCAGAACUAAACGGAAUAUUGACUGUUUUAAAGCUUUAAAGAUCCUAACACCACCAUGGAGGAACACAGAGAACACACACAUGGAGUUAGAUGAGAAAACCGGAAGGAGUCGGGAAACAUUAGCGACACAAAGCUAACUUCCGGCUAGAAGCUAACAGCUAGCAAAGCUAUCUGUGUCUCCCCUGCAGCACCAUGGCAGAGGCGGGGGCCCACCUGACCUCCUCAGGGUCCUCAGUGAGCGAGCAGCCGUCAGUCUUUGAGGUUCUGGCUCAGGAGUCUCUGAUGGAGGCGGUCCGCCCGGCGCUGAGGCACGGCGUCAAGGUUCUGGCCGAGUCCAACCCGUCCCGGUUCUCCUUCCUCUUCCGGUUCUACGACGAGCUGUUCCUGUUCCUGGACCUGAUGCUGCAGAACCACUUCCUGUCCGUCAGCAGCGCCUCCUUCUCAGAGAACUUCUACGGCCUGAAGAGAGUCUGCUCCGCGGCGGCAAGAAGUCCCGCCCCCCGGUUUCCUGUCUCUCUGUUUCUGAGCAGGAAGUCGCACUGGCGCUCUCUUCUCCUGCUGUGCGUGGCUCCGUACCUGAGGGUCAAACUGGAGGCGGUUUUGGCGCGGCAGCGAGACGAGGAGGACUUCUCCAUCCGAUUGGAUCAGAGCCGGGUUCAGAGGAUGAGGCGGGCCGUUCUGGUUCUGUUUCCCUUUGUGGGCGGGGCUUGGAGAGGAGCAGCUUUCAUUCAGCAGCUUCUCUAUCUGUUCGGAGCCACGAAGACCCAGAAUCCUUUGCUGUGGCUCGCCGGCGUCCGACUGGCACGACUCAGUGGAGACGAUCUGAAGGAGCUGGAGCUGAGGAGCAGGAGAGGAGAGAGGCUGGAGGGGGGCAGCGUGCUGCAGAGGGCAUGCUGGGUAAUGUCUCGGGGCGUGCGAGGCGUGGCUCUCUCUCUCUCCUCCUCCCUCUCUCUGGGUGUUUUCUUCCUUCAGUUCCUCGACUGGUUUUACUCCUCAGAAAACCAGAACGCUGUAAAAAGUCUCACUUCGUUUCCAGCCCCUCCUCCUCCCCUCCAUCUGAAGCGGGACCCGUCGGCCAAUCAGAGCGCAGAGAUUGAGCCCUCGGCCAAUCGGAUAUGUCCUCUGUGUCGCCGGGUAAGAUCUAAUUCUACGGUUCUCUCCACGUCUGGGUUUGUUUUCUGCUAUCGAUGCAUCUUCAGUUUCGUUAAGAAUCAGAGGCGCUGCCCAGUUUCUGGAUUCCCCUCAGAGCCUCAACACCUGAUCAAGAUCUACUCACCUGAGACCUGAUCCACCUGAGACCUGAUCCACCUGAGACCUGAUCCACCUGAGACCUGAUCCACCUGAGACCUGAUCCACCUGAGACCUGAUCCACCUGAGACCUGAUCCACCUGAGACCUGAUCCACCUGAGACCUGAUCCACCUGAGACCUGAUCCACCUGAGACCUGAUCCACCUGAGACCUGAUCCACCUGAGACCUGAUCCACCUGAGACCUGAUCCACCUGAGACCUGAUCCACCUGAGACCUGAUCCACCUGAGACCUGAUCCACCUGAGACCUGAUCCACCUGAGACCUGAUCCACCUGAGACCUGAUCCACCUGAGACCUGAUCCACCUGAGACCUGAUCCACCUGAGAGCCGAUCCACCUGAGACCUGAUCCACCUGAGACCUGAUCCACCUGAGACCUGAUCCACCUGAGAGCCGAUCCACCUGAGACCUGAUCCACCUGAGACCUGAUCCACCUGAGAGCCGAUCCACCUGAGACCUGAUCCACCUGAGACCUGAUCCACCUGAGACCUGAUCCAUCAGAGAGCCUCUCACCUGAGACCUGAUCCACCUGAGAGCCUCUCACCUGAGACCUGAUCCACCUGAGAGCCUCUCACCUGAGACCUGAUCCACCUGAGAGCCUCUCACCUGAGACCUGAUCCACCUGAGAGCCUCUCACCUGAGACCUGAUCCAUCAGAGAGCCUCUCACCUGAGACCUGAUCCAUCAGAGAGCCUCUCACCUGAGACCUGAUCCACCUGAGACCUGAUCCACCUGAGAGCCUCUCACCUGAGACCUGAUCCAUCAGAGAGCCUCUCACCUGAGACCUGAUCCAUCAGAGAGCCUCUCAUCUGAGACCUGAUCCACCUGAGACCUGAUCCACCUGAGAGCCUCUCACCUGAGACCUGAUCCAUCAGAGACUCAGACUCACACCAUGAUUAUUUUUAAUGUAUUUAUUAAUAAUUAAAUCCUAAUUUCCUCGAUAUUUUGAAUCAAAUUGCAUCUUUUUGUAUAAAUGUAAAUGAAUGCUAUUAAAUCUUUCAGAUCAGUUUUAGACCCUCUUGAGUUCCGUCUCCUUAAAUAUUAACAAAUCGAUCCUAAAUUGUUAAUUUAAGAAGUGAUUCAUGUUUGAAGUGUCUGUUCAGCAUCAUGUCAGCGGCUAAGCUAACAGUGUUGUUGUUGUUGUUGUUGUUGUUGUUGUUGUUGUUGUUGUUUCCUCUGACUGUGACACAGAUUGUUUUUUUAAAGGUUGAUUCCUGUACACAACUUUGACUGAAAUAAUUAUUUUAUUUCUUUGAACAAAAUACUUGUUGCAGCUAAUGAUGGAAUCAGUUAUUAAUGAAUGACUCCGGUUUUUUAUAAAUCAUUAUUUUUGAGUUCUGAUAAAAAAAAAA
Molecule: messenger RNA, 2705 nt
Organism: Gymnodraco acuticeps
Lineage: Eukaryota; Metazoa; Chordata; Actinopteri; Perciformes; Bathydraconidae
Gene: pex12
Product: peroxisomal biogenesis factor 12
Exons: 4
Coding region: 241-1335 (364 amino acids)
Biological process (GO): protein monoubiquitination; protein import into peroxisome matrix
Cellular component (GO): peroxisomal importomer complex; peroxisomal membrane
Molecular function (GO): zinc ion binding; protein binding; ubiquitin-protein transferase activity
Source: RefSeq, a predicted model, not a curated record